Molecule: messenger RNA, 1821 nt
Organism: Diaporthe batatas
Lineage: Eukaryota; Fungi; Ascomycota; Sordariomycetes; Diaporthales; Diaporthaceae
Exons: 5
Coding region: 1-1659 (552 amino acids)
Biological process (GO): transmembrane transport
Molecular function (GO): transmembrane transporter activity
Source: RefSeq, a predicted model, not a curated record
AUGAAGAAUCAAUUGGCGCCCGACCAGGCACAAAUGGCAGGUUCCAUGAAGACCACUGCGUUUGAUUCUGCCGCUCCCACUUCGUCCUCGACGACCUUGUCACCACCACCCAGCACCGACAUCCAACUGCAUUCGUUCGGUGAGCAUGGCCUGGAAAAGGGCGGGCAUGCAUCUCACGAUGCGCUGCGGGCUACAGAGAAGCAAGAGGACCUAGCAGAAUAUCCAAGCAGUUUCCGUCUGCUCCUGAACGAUGUAGGCUGGUAUGCGUCAGUAUUCUUUAUGACGGUCGCCUCUUCCCAGUCAACAUGGGGCAAGAUCUUCCGGUACUUUGACCUCAAGGCCAUGUUCUUGGGGUCCAUUGGACUCUUCGAGCUUGGUAAUCUGAUUUGUGGCGUGGCACCAAAUAGCAACGCCUUGAUCGUCGGCCGUGCCAUCACCGGCCUCGGCGCCUCGGGCGUGAUCGCAGGCUGCUACACCGUGGCCGCCUUCGCCGUGCGUCCGGCGCAGCGGCCAGCAUUUACGGGCGGGCUGGCCGCCACCUACGGCAUCGGGUCCAGCAUCGCGCCCGUGAUCGGCGGCGUGCUGGCCGACAAGGUCACAUGGCGCUGGUGCUUCUAUAUCAACCUGCCGAUCGGGGGCUUCGCCGCCGCGGUGCUGUUUUUCAUCUUCAAGACGCCGCCCCAGGCGCGCAGCGAGGCCGACCACAACGCCUCGUGGCGGGAGAAGCUGCUGCAGAUGGACCUACCGGGGUUUUUCAUCAGCAUGGCGGCGGUGACUUGCCUGCUGUUGGCAUUGUCGUGGGGAGGCAGCGCCAAAAGCUGGGGCUCGGCGGAUGUGAUCGGCACGCUUGUGGGCUUUUUCUUGAUCGCUAUAUUCUUUGCUGUCGUUGAGUACUACCAAGGUGAACGCUCCAUGGUCGUCCCACGAAUCCUGAAACAGCGAAUCGUCCUGGUAGGCAGUGUUGUUGGUUUUCUGACUGGCGGUGCUCAAUUCGUUCUCGUGUACUACGUUCCAAUCUAUUUCCAAGCGAUCUUAGGCAUGAGCGCUCAAGACAGUGGCGUCAGGAAUCUGGCGUACAUCAUCGCCAUUUCGCUCUUCACUGUGGCUUCUGGCGCCGCUAUCAGCGUCACAGGUCACUUUACGCCGCUCGUUGUGGGUGGCUGCGCGCUGUGGACCGUCGCAGCGGGGCUUAUCACUACGUGGUCCAAGUCGACGACGGUCGCGGAGACCAUCGGUUACCAGAUCCUCGCCGGUGUAGGCGUCGGGGUAGCCUAUCAAGGACCUAUUCUGGCGGCUCAGGCGCUCGCCGCGCCCACCGACAUUGCCGCCACCAGCGCCAUGUUGCUGUUCUUCCAAACCAUGGGCGGCGCGUUCACUGUGUCGGCAGCCCAGGCAGGCUUUACGAAUCAGAUGAUGCGGAAACUGCGAGGAUAUUCACCAGAGACGGACAUCAUGGCCGUCAUUGCUACGGGUGUCACUGAGCUCCCGAAGAUCUACAGCGGGCAGGAGCUGGAUGCCAUCUUGCGCAGCUACAGUGAUGGGCUGCAGGUUGCGUUCGCGAUUAUUGCAGGCCUUACUGGAGCUGCCACGCUUUGCGCGAUGUUCCUGCCUUGGAGGUCAUUUAAGUCUAUUCAGGCACAAAGAAGCGCCAAAAUGUAAUGCGACCCGUGAUCGCCUCUUCCUAGAAAGGGCUACCUGGGCAGAUUCGGGGUUACAUUAAUCAUUUGGAAACUGCACAAUCUGCGCGUAUUUAAGUGUGGGUUUCUUUUUUGUAUGGGUCGUUUAUAGAGGAAAUCAAUGCAAAAUUGGGCAAAGUGAAAA